Messenger RNA from Bombyx mandarina (wild silkworm), 2491 nucleotides. It is a transcript of the gene Cbz, whose product is annotated as chorion b-ZIP transcription factor. Gene Ontology annotation, biological process: regulation of DNA-templated transcription. NCBI's taxonomy places the organism in Eukaryota, Metazoa, Arthropoda, Insecta, Lepidoptera, Bombycidae. Gene Ontology annotation, molecular function: DNA-binding transcription factor activity. The record is from RefSeq and is a predicted model, not a curated record.
AUUAUGUACUCUUUGAUUUAGCGCUUAAACAUUAACAGAAGUGGUCUUAUUGUAAAAAAUUGUUAUCUUAUCCUUUAAAUCAUAAAGCAAAGAACCGUUUUAAUCGUAACUGAAUUUUGGUCUUGAAAAGUUUUUAAGGCCGCUGAUUCUGUUUCUUAUUGUAUUGACAAGAAUAAGCAUCAUUAAAUCAAGAAGAAUAAAUUUGGUUGUAUUUAACAUGAGCUGUGUCUACAUGCAAAAAAAUAAGCAUUCAGGUGUCGGAAAUAGUUUUGAACAGAACCAUACAAAUAUUUCUACAUUUAAUUUUGUUAACCCGAGAAGAAUUAACAGCUAUUGUUCUCAGAGAAAAGGGAUUAUUAAGUUUAAGACCUUGUGGUGUAGAAGACACGGUAAAAUGCCUACUCUCGGGACAGUUAGUUGUUUGGGAGCUUAAAGAGUUAACAUUUCUUUAGGAGCUCAAGAAGAGUUCAAUCAAUUCUAUACAAAAUGGUUGCUCAAAAGAUCACCUGCCCGAGUCGGAGCGACGAUAUCGGAACUCAAUACACCAAUCCAAACACCAAAAGACAUGGUUUUUUCGCAAACGAGUCUCAAGACUCGAAACAUUUUGAAAGUAGUAGACCUAGAUCGUUUAAAGCCAGAAAAGAACCAACAGGCGAACGGUCUAACCGGAGUGAUUCACCAAGGAAAGAACGGAGUAAUGCCUCAAGGAACAGUGCCAACAGCCAGCUUUUCCGAGGAAUAUUUGAAACCGGAACAGUUAUACGCGAGCACAAUGCUUCACGGUUCGAACUCAGAGUUCUUCCAAGAACUGGAUCAGUUGUGCUCCGAUCCAGAAAGGGAAGAACAAACACGGACCAUUGAUUCUCAUAAAGAAACCGAAAAACGGGCAUGUUCCUUCGACACACCGCACACAUCAUUCUGCCUACAAGGGUGGGAUGUACAAGACGAUAACUCUCCCUACGGCCAGGCAGGCUUUUAUAGUAACACCUCCAUGGACACGAUGUCUCCGGCUUUCGAUGGGUUCGCUCUUAAUAAUGACUUAGGGCCGAUUCCAGAGGAAGCUAAUGAGGUUCAAUUUCCAGAACAAUUUUUGGAUAUCAGCAGCCUGCCUGUCGUUAUCGGAGGUUUAACGUCCGCAGCGGCCCUUGACGAUUCCUGGGCUUAUCCAGAACCAGUCAACUGGACCGACACAUUCAACACAGAUAACACUAUAAACACAGAUACACAAAAAACAUUGCCCUUGACCGAAGACGACUCUUGUGACGCAAAAAUUAUUUCUUUCCUGCCAAGUGAAGUCGAAAAUUGUGAUGUAUUUUUACCUAAACUCAUCGAUCAGUGUGAUGAUGCAGUUUUACAAAAAGAAGGACUGCACAAGUGCGAAAGAGGACUUUCCAUUGACGUAGGAAUUCGUACACCAAGCUGGCCAGCUGAUGCGAUUAGCACUCCUGAAGUUCUUAGUUACGUCGAGCAAUUAGAAAAAGAAAAGUGCUCACGUGCAUUUAAGGAACUCCACAAUGAUUUGCCUCUUCAAAAAACGGAACUAGACCUAAACUCAGUAGUAAACAUCAUUAGUCCGUGCAAAAAUAAUGAUUAUGAACCAGUCACUCCAAAAAGUGAAUCUCAGCUGGAUUCUGAUAAUGAAGACAGAAGAACACAUUUAAGCAAAAGGAAGCAUCUGGACAGUGAUGAUUCUGAUGAAACCUAUACACCUUUUGCUGAACAGACAUCACGAAAAUAUAAAAGGAAAAAGUCAAAUGUUCCAAUCAAAGAAAUGAUCCUUGCACUUGAGGGAUCACAACAGGUUGGGACCAGAAGAAGAGGCCGACCCCCCAAGAGACGAGACAGCACACUAUCAUCCACAUGCAGCAUUGAUGAAAACUCAUCAAAUAUUUCCACUCAAGAAUCAAAGUAUAGAGAGUUGAGAGACAAGAAUAAUGAAGCUUCCAAAAGAUCCAGAAUGAACAGGAAACUCAAAGAACUACAGAUGGAACAAUUAGCAAUUGAUUUGGAAGAAAGAAAUAAAAAACUAAGAGUUAAAGCAGAUAUUUUGGAAGAGCUGACCAAAAAAGUAAAAGAUGCAUUGAUGGCUGCAAUUUUACAGAAAUGAAGCAAAUUGUGAAUAUUUUGUGUAUUGUUAAAGCUCAUAAGCAUCUGCAUCUUGUUACUUAGUAAGUCUACAACGGUGGACUUUUCAGUCUUAACAAGACUACAUAACAAGACAAUGCAUGUUGCAUAUUGGCAAGGAUAGUAAGUAUCCUUAAUAAAAACAACCUGGACUACACAUAAGAAAAAUUGUCUAUUUAUAGGUACAUACUUAAUCUUAUCUAGAAAUAAGAUGUAUUAAUGUAACAAAACUUAUUCUUUGGUUUUGCUUUACAUUUUUGUUGUUUAUCAUUAAAAAAAUAUUUUUCCCUACAAUUGUUUGGAUAUGGCAAUUAAAUAAAAUUACGACUAUGUUAUACUUACCUAAUUGAAAAUAAAUGGAUUUAUU